CUUGACCGGUUCGAACGCACAGCUGCUGCGUGAGGCGCGUGUGUGCUUCGUUGAGUCGCUCUCUCGGAACAGGAACCCGUUACGCCGUAAAGUGUGCCGUGUUGUGAAAGGUUCACCGUCGUCGGGAGGGCUCGUAGGGCCUACGCACUCGAAAAAGCCCACCGCACACACUCAUAGCAAGCGAUGGAGCGAUCGCUGAGGCGGUACGUGAAAGCCCACGGGUACGCCAUCGCCCUGGCUGCCCUAUUUUUCGGAUGCAUCUUCGUGGCCAGUAUUGUCAGCGGUGACCAGCUGCAGCGUUCGUCGAGCGAGUAUGCGUUCUUCCGAUCGCGACCCCUCGAGCAGCUGAUAUUCUCGAUCGCCUGGAUCGUCGCCGGGAUGAUCUUUCUGCUGGGGUUGAUCUGCGAGCGCAAGGAAGCGAUCUUUCCGUUCACGACCGUCUUCCUGGUCGAGUGGAGCCUGGUCCUGGUGCAGCUGCUCGGGAGGCUACGGAGCCGUGGCGUGGCGGACCUGAUCCUGUCCGCCGAGGCUGCCGUAUUCCUGUUGGUGCCACUGUACGUUGGCUACACGUUGGUGGUCCUGUACCGGGUGUUCGACAGCCGGUACAAGGAGGAGGACGACAUCGAGCAGCAAAUCCACCAACCGGUCAAGUUCUUCUUCGGCGACGAACCGGACGACCCCAGCUACAGCUAGUGGGGAGGCUGCGAGGGCUGGAGCGAUCCCUGCCAGUGUUUGCUGUUAAGUUUUAAUGUUACGCUAAUUUAUGAGCUGAGCGGAUGAGGAGUCAUGAGUAAAGUGUCUCGCACCA
Messenger RNA from Anopheles bellator, 808 nucleotides. RefSeq lists its product as uncharacterized. The transcript is spliced from 3 exons. Bases 184 to 693 code for a protein of 169 amino acids. Lineage: Eukaryota; Metazoa; Arthropoda; Insecta; Diptera; Culicidae. The record is from RefSeq and is a predicted model, not a curated record.